AUGCCGGCCAAUGCGCGAGUGACUCUUUGCUACGGACCUUAUGAAUCCAGUGGAGUGGUGCAACACAGAACCUUCCGCCUGCAGGGUCUCCAAGUCGCUCUGAGGGCACGUGGUCACUGGUGCAUCCUGAAAGAAACACAGGACUGGAACAUGGUGGAGCUUGUGGUCAGCGGGGAGGUGGUGUUCAGGUGUAAGAUAAAGGAGCUUGAGUUUGGUGGAGAUGGAAAACUGGAUCCCGUCUGCAGGGAAGCUGUUACUGCAGUGGAAAAUGCUUACUGAAGAUAACAGAACCUGCCUGUUAAAUUAAAAAUAAUACAUACAUAUGCAUUCAGUUUCCCCCUUCAAUCGGCUAAAUAAACUAUACAGACUGGAAUCACUUUACUGCUUUCUCACUGCAUGAAUUCCUGGGGGGCCCAAAUUUACCACAGUUACUCGACUUUAUAUCAGCAGAUGUUGAUUCUUUUCUUAACUGCAAAUUAACAGACUUUGCAUCUUGAAAACAGAGCAU
Amphiprion ocellaris (clown anemonefish) is the source of this 508-nucleotide messenger RNA. RefSeq names its product chromosome 16 C10orf53 homolog (gene c16h10orf53). The coding region runs from base 1 to 279 and encodes 92 amino acids. The record is from RefSeq and is a predicted model, not a curated record. Lineage: Eukaryota; Metazoa; Chordata; Actinopteri; Pomacentridae. The transcript has 3 exons.